GUGGAUAUCACGUUCAUGGGUUUGCUCAGAGGACUGAAACGGUGGAAUAUAAACAGAUGCAAGUCAUCACCUGCAGGAAGACUUCAUCUACAAACCAUGAGGGUCAUCAAUUUAGGUCCAGACAUGUCUCUGGCAUACCGGCCAAAUUUGACGAAUAAUACCAAAGAAAAGGAAGACUAUAGGAACUUUGAGAGUGGAAGCCUACAGGAGCGUGUGUUCAACACGUACAAAUUGAUGCAUACUAACCAGACUGUGAACUUUGUGAGGCAAAAGCACUUAGAAUGGAGCAACUGCAACCACACCGAGAUGUCAAUGAUGGACGCCAUCAUGUCUCUGGACCAGCUGGUGGACGAGUCUGAUCCCGAUGUGGACUUCCCCAACUCUUUCCAUGCCUUCCAGACAGCUGAGGGCAUCCGCAGAGAGCACCCAGACAAAGACUGGUUCCAGCUGGUGGGUCUGAUUCAUGACGUUGGGAAGACGAUGGCUCUGUGGGAUGAACAUCAAUGGGCCGUGGUGGGUGACACAUUCCCUGUGGGCUGCAAGUUUCAAAACUCCAUCGUGUUCCGAGACACAACCUUCCUGGAAAACCCAGAUGAGAAAAAUCCCUGCUACAACUCAGAAUACGGAAUUUACAAACCAAACUGUGGACUAGACAAUGUCCUCAUCUCCUGGGGUCAUGAUGAGUAUCUUUACCGAGUGCUCAAGUUCAACAAGUGCCACAUCCCGGAGGAGGGUUUAUACAUGAUCCGCUACCAUUCCUUCUACCCCUGGCAUUCCCACGACGACUACAUGCACCUGUGUGAUGACAAAGACCUGCAAAUGCUGCCUUGGGUGAAAGAAUUCAACAACUUUGACCUAUACACAAAGGUCACAGAGCUGCCCGACGUGGAGAAGCUGCGUCCGUACUACCAGUCACUGAUUGAUAAGUACUGUCCUGGAAUUCUAAAGUGGUGAACCAGCACAGCAAGUGUUCUUUUAUGUUCAACAGUGUACCACUUCAUUAAAUCUAUGCUAAUUCUUAGUGGUUGGAUAUGCUUUGUAUUGUAUGAACCACUUUGUAGACCACUUGACUUCUUAAAGCAUUUAUUAUAUUUCAAUGUUAUUUAAAAAGUGUGUUGUUUAAGUGCACAGACUUAGUACUGGCACAGAAAGGCACACUUGUGGUUGAUAAGGAAAAAGUGCUGUGAUUUUGUUCAAGUGACAAAAAAAUAAGAAAUAACAUUCUUGCAUGUAACACUGUCAUUCAUUUGGUGUACUGACAAGUUUUCAAAUAAAUUGACAUCAAGCAGUA
Messenger RNA from Doryrhamphus excisus (bluestripe pipefish), 1291 nucleotides. RefSeq names its product myo-inositol oxygenase (gene miox). The record is from RefSeq and is a predicted model, not a curated record. Gene Ontology annotation, cellular component: cytoplasm. Lineage: Eukaryota; Metazoa; Chordata; Actinopteri; Syngnathiformes; Syngnathidae. Gene Ontology annotation, biological process: inositol catabolic process. Gene Ontology annotation, molecular function: iron ion binding; inositol oxygenase activity.